AUGCCUGUUUCGCAUCUCACCCUGACGGUCUCGAACCUCCCUCAAUCAACGUCCUUCUUUCUUUCGUGCCUGCAGCCCUUGGGCUAUCGGUUUAUCGGGCGUCAUGAAAACAGCAUUGGGUUCGGUGCUGAGCCGGGAAAGCCAGCGGACUUUUGGAUAGCCGAAGAAAGACCAGGUAUUCCAGCUGGUGCAGCGCACAUUGCAUUCCCCGCUCCGUCCCGAGAGGCUGUCGGUGCAUUCUUCAUUGCCGCGCUCAAGGCUGGAGGAAAGAUUCACGGAGAGCCAUGCUUGCGGGAUGCAGAGCAGGGUUAUUACAGCGCGGCAGUCAUCGAUUUCGAUGGAAACAGCAUCGAAGCCGUCAACCGGGCGGUUGAGAUGAAGGAGAGUGAAAGAUCAUUGGCCAUGGUUGACAAUGCGUCCUACGUCUCGAGAGCAGUCUCGACAAAGAGCCGGUAUCCCAGGUCAGAGGUCGGAUCUGUUGCGCAAAAGUCUUCUGCAGGAAGUGUGCGGAUCAGCGAACAGAAGCCCAGGUCGACGGUUUCAACUGCAAGACAACCGACAAUUCAGUCUUCCUAUCAGCCAUCAACUAUGCAGCCGUCCAUCCAGCAACCCACCCAGGUCCAGGCGCAGACCAUGACAAAACCCGUCGAUAACUUGAACGGCGCGAAAGCAGUCGUGGGUACGCUUCUCGGUGCAGCAGCCGGAGCAGCGAUUGCAUAUGCCAUGGUCAAGGGAGAGUCGCAAUCACAAGCGGAGUCCGCUCCGCCAAAGUAUACCGAGGAGCCCAUGGCGUACCCGGCGGAAAAGGCCCCGACGGAAUACAGGGCCAUUGAGGCAGCGCCCCAGAGGGCGAUGUCGAUGGACGAUGGCAUGUCUGCAUAUGCUCGCACAACUUACUCAAAGAACCCCAGAGCAAGUACCAUCUUCGAAGGCAUCGAGCAAUGCACACAGCUGUUCAGCAAAGCAGCCAGUCUAGCCGGAGGCAACAGCAGCCAGGCUCCUCCCAUGGAGGCUCGCCGUGCUUCAAGCGGCAGCGUGGUGUACAGCGCUGGAUCCAACGCCGAUAUCCCCAUUCGCGCCAUCGAGGGCAUUCCGGUUGACUACGACGACCAUGCGACGGAAAUAUCUUACUACAACAAGAACCCCAGUACUUUCAUCAGCAACUUCACUGAGCGUCCCCGCCGCCGCUACGAAGAGGACCGACGAAGCAGCUACUCCGGCCACAGCAGCAUCGUCUCCUCCUCCACCGCCAAACCCCCGAAAUCAACGCACUCCCGCCCUGCCUCCUCUCACCACUCCCACUCCUCCCGCUCCAUCAUCACCAUCAACGACAUCUAUGACAAGUCCUCCUCCAGCACCACCUCCUCGUCUUCUCCCCGCAAACCCACCGCAUCCGUCUACUCCUCCACCCACUCCGCCCGCAACAUCCCGCUCCCCAGCGGCUCCAUCACCACCAUCUCCGCCUCCACCACCGCCCGCAGCAAACGCAGCAGCGCCACCGCCAGCCACCACUCCCACGCCUCCAGCGCCAGACACGUCCCCCUGCCCGCCAGCAUCUCCGGCACCAGCACCAUUUUCCUCGACGACGUCGACGUUGACUCCCACGUCACGCUGCCCACGGUGCUUCCGGACGGCGCGAGUCGGGUUUCGCGCAAAGGGUCGCAUGCGCCGUCGACGGCGUCGCGGAGACGGUCGCGGUCCGGGUCGCGGAGGGGGUCGAUGGUGAGCGUGAAUAGUUUGCGGAGUAGUAAGUUUGACGAGCCGGUGUUGCCGAGUGAUAGUGUGAGUCAGGUGGGGAGCAAUGCGGCGUAUUCGACGGCGUCGAGGAGGAGCGGAAGAAGCAAGCGAUGA
Messenger RNA from Uncinocarpus reesii 1704, 1851 nucleotides. RefSeq lists its product as uncharacterized. NCBI's taxonomy places the organism in Eukaryota, Fungi, Ascomycota, Eurotiomycetes, Onygenales, Onygenaceae. The coding region runs from base 1 to 1851 and encodes 616 amino acids. The record is from RefSeq and is a predicted model, not a curated record. The transcript is spliced from 2 exons.